Messenger RNA from Chelonia mydas (Green sea turtle), 5967 nucleotides. It is a transcript of the gene FOXD4L3, whose product is annotated as forkhead box D4 like 3. The coding region runs from base 3803 to 4801 and encodes 332 amino acids. Gene Ontology annotation, molecular function: DNA-binding transcription factor activity, RNA polymerase II-specific; RNA polymerase II cis-regulatory region sequence-specific DNA binding. NCBI's taxonomy places the organism in Eukaryota, Metazoa, Chordata, Testudines, Cheloniidae. Gene Ontology annotation, biological process: anatomical structure morphogenesis; cell differentiation; regulation of transcription by RNA polymerase II. The record is from RefSeq and is a predicted model, not a curated record. The transcript has a single exon.
GAAAAGGCAAAAUGCCACAUUUAUUGUGAAUACAGAAAGAAUCAUAGUAAGCAGUUAGCUAUAACCCUCCAUUCAAUUUCAUAUUUAUUCACACAUUCAUUCAUACACACACACACACAGGUUCUGCAAGGUUGUUAUCAUAGUUACCAGCCUUAGAGUUGCUCAUGCCAAGCCACUGGCCAGGUGGCCUGGACAUGAGGAGGGAACAGGGCCUUGUCAGACACUCAUCUGAUGCUCCUGGAAGUUGGUUUUCAGAAUCAGACCCCAAAGUUCUCACUUUCUAAAGUCCAUUUUUAUAGGAAUUUCUUCCUAUGCCAGUCUAUGGGAACUGCUUCAUCAUGCUGUUGCUGAAUCAAUCAGCAGAUGGCACAUUCCUGACAGCUCCAUGCUGCCAGAUGUUAUCUUGUUCUUUGGUUCUCCCAUCCUUGAGGCUGUUGGGUGGAUUCUAGUCUGCCCUCCGGGGGUCCUCUGGUUAUUUCCACUUGAUGCCUUCUUCAGCUGAUGGACACUGGAUUCUUAGGCUGUCACCUCCCUGAUCAUUCAGUUAUUAUCCACACCAAGCAUCCAUCCACAUACAUCCUCUAUCUCUAUUUUAAUCACAAUUGUUAACAAAGCAAGAUGACUACAACAAAAGGGCGGGGAGUCUCUGGGUGCUGUUUCUGUUGUUACAGAGUCUUGCUUUGAGUCUCUCUCUGUGUGAGUAGCUGUUACAAAGAAUUGCUUUGAGAACAGACUGUCUCAGAAUGUACUAUCACAAUUAGCAGCUUCCAAGUUACACACAAAAAAAGGGAGCAAAACCAUACCAAAAACCAAGAGACCUCUUAAUUAGUAAUACCUUGGAAUUUAAACUAUGGAGAAUCAAACUCAUUUGUGAUUUUAAUACAGAACUUCUUUAAUACGAUCCAACAGAUGAUCUGGUAAGGAAACGUUCAGGUUUUGGAGCUAAAACUCUGAGUUAAGUUUGGCCUGUAGGUUGGUGAGGCAGAGCCUGUAACUGUUCAGUGAGAACAAAUUUGCACUGCAGCCCUUAGAAUCAAUUCGUGCCCAGGUCCCAACUGCAGCGAAUGUUCUCACCCCCUAGACCCUCUGCAUGGAUUAGCAGCAUCCCCUGUUCAUUGGGGCGCUCUCGGAGGGUCCAAUUCAUAUGAAGAAGAUCCCGGAAGAGGAGUGGUUAAUUAUACCCACCAGAGGGAAAGCAGGGCGCAGCCUGCUCUUAUAUCCUACAUCAUUUGUUUGCUACAUCAUAAAAAGAUAUGGGCGAAACUGUUUAAAGCUAGAAAACCCAGGCUGAAGUGGCCGCUUCCACCCCUCUGCUUCGCUGCUAAGCGAUGCUACUUUCCACCUCUGUCGUUGAUUUAACAGCUCCUUAGCUUUAUAUCUGUGGGGGUUACUUUUGUUUUGCGAAGUGAGGGGAAGACUGGGGAGACCUACCCUUUCAGCUAGAAUUACAGCUUUAUUUUCUGAACUGCCUGGCUGAAAAACAAAACAAAUGACAUUGUAUUAGUGGAGGCCGGGCAACACCCCCAGCGUGGUGGUGUAAAGAUCCGAGCCAGCCAUCUAAACGUAACCAGACCGUUCGUUGUAUGCAGAAAGAAGAAACCUACACGGUUGCUUUUCUUAAGAAAAACCGGUUUGAUUUAACCUCCCUCCCUUUAAAAUUAGUACCGAUAUAACAGCAAUUGCGCAGCGAUGUACAUUUCCUUUAUAACGAUCGAAUGAACAAGUGGAAAUUUCUCCCCCAUAGUGUUUACAUUUAGUAUAAGUAAUGUUACUGGGCGUGCUAACAUCAAGACAAAGCUCUGGCAUGCCGCACCAGACUCAUAGUAAACUCAUUCUAUUGUUCCUCCUCACAUGUCUGUAUUUUCUCAGAAGCGAAAUUGCUCCGUUCAUAUUUAUGAAUCAUUUAGCCUGGAUGAAUUUAUUUUCAUUUUGUACCUUGAAUAUUUUCCAGAGUUGUCUUUGUAUAUUACGGACAUUGCUUCGGGUACAAUGACAAAGCACUAAGGUUCUUGCAAACACGGGCACAGAGAUGAAGCCGUGUAUGGGUAAAUAAAACGUAGCCGCUAUUAAGGAAGAGAGCAAACACUUGAGUGGAUAUCCUGUAACGGACUAGACGGUGUGUGUUCAUGGAAAUGCUGGCAAGGAGAAAGCAUUGAUAUGCAGGCUGGCUUCUGUGUCCCCAAGUAAACUUCAGUUUGCCCAGGGUUUUCCUGCUAGGUGAGAAGAGGGUGAAAAUGUCCUUAUUCUGACUUCUCGAUCUCAAAACCUAGGAUCAGUAUGCACCAGGCUUCAGAGCGGAAGACAAAUCCACAGAAGGAGAAUUGCACAGUUCUUACGGAUUUUUCUUCUCUAAUCCCACUGCCGCUGUGCCAUUUCCUUCUGUUUUCAUGUGCAGAGCUGGGAGGUAAAUAGUAACCUCUACAGUUCCCAUGUGCGGUGUCACUUGCCAUUUUCAUGCCCAAAUCCACCUGCAAACGAGCUGAAGUUUACAAAAGCCAAGCUGACCAGCUGGGGGCCUGGGGCUGGACCUUUUGCCCCAGCUGUUUAAUACUUGGCAUAGUUUCUUUUGUGUGUGUAAACUAUUAGCAGAAGGGAGCGUCUAGCCUUUGCCGCUGUCGAACAGCGGAGGGGAAGUGGGAAUUGGUUGAGAACGGCAAUAGGAAAUCCUCUCCGAACCCACCAGCCUCCAAACUUCAUAAAAACGCCUUUCCCCAACUUCGGCUCUGCGCUGUGAUCUGUUUACUUUAGUCUCCAAAUUGCCGUUCGUUAGUUCAGCUCUUAAAACAAAGCCGUCAAGUGUACAUUGUUACCACGCCCGACCCGACCGUCGCCCGGAGAUAGCGCCUCAUUGCUAUAUGCAUGUACAAUUUAACUGUGCUGAGUUUCAAGCAUUUCAAAGAAAGCGUUUUCUCUCCUAUCUAAUUUGAAAAUUUGACCUUUUGCUUAUGUGCACGUGUUCAUUCAGUACAAACCCUGGGCGUGUGGGUCAGCGAGUAGGGCUGUUGGAUGCCUUUUAGCGGGAGGAGAUAUAAUUAUUUUAACUAUUUGAUUGCAGAAGUUUUCUGGCGUUAACAGUAGUGGUGAGGUUUCAUUUUUGGAGUGUCUAAGCGUUUGGGUUUCGUAAGGAGGGAAACCACAGGCUCGGACUUCAAAUGCCAUCCCUCUGAAAAUCCCCGAAUCCCUACGGAUGUUAAUCGCCACCUGAUCACAGUUCAGCAGCCCUGAGAAGCGCCGCUGCCGAUUCCUCGUGCCAUCGCUGCACAAGCAGCCCCUUUCAGCAGGCAGCGCCGAGCAGGGGCUAGUGAUUCUAGUCCAGAUCUUAGGGACGAACGGCGGCGAAGUUUACGAUGACUAUAACUUUGCUCAGGCACAUUUUGACGAGCACCGGGUGCAUCUUUCCGUCGCUAAAGGCUGUAAAUGCGCGUUCUCCAUGGCCACCUGCCUCUCACCCGCUACAAGUGGACGGAGAGAUGGCUGAAGAGCCUGAGAGUUGUAGCCCCGUGGGCCACCCCUCCCUCCCGAGCUGCUUCCUGGGGGCUCCGCCAGGGUCCUGCUCUCGCCCCUGCCCGAUCAAUGGCAACCACAUCCCCAGGACUCAGCAUCUCCCGCUCCGUGGUGGGCAGGGCCCAGGACCCAGGGACCUCACUGCAGCUGCGAACCCAUUGGGCUGUAGCAGGGACCAGCAGCUCCUCUCCCCCCGCUGUAGCGGGGAGGGGUAUAAGAAGGGCUCGGACGCGGCUCUCCCAGCCACACGGCGAGGCGGCGGCCAGGGCUGCACCAGCGUCGGUGGGCGAGCGGCCCCAUGAGCCGGCAGCUGGGCGCGCGGGGCUCGGAUGGGGAGGACGAGGAGGAGGAGGAGGAGAUCGACACCGUGGGGGCCGAGGAGGUGGAAGGGGGCAGCGGCGGGCAGGGGCAGCCCCGCCGGCAGGGGGAGCCCGAGGGGAAGCCGCCCUACUCCUACAUCGCGCUCAUCACCAUGGCCAUCCUGCAGAGCCCGCAGCAGAAGCUGCCGCUGAGCGGCAUCUGCGCCUUCAUCCGCGGCCGCUUCCCCUACUACCGCCGGCGCUUCCCCGCCUGGCAGAACAGCAUCCGCCACAACCUCUCGCUCAACGACUGCUUCGUCAAGCUGCCGCGGGAGCCGGGCAGCCCGGGCAAGGGCAGCUACUGGGGCCUGGACCCGGCCUCGCAGGGCAUGUUCGACAACGGCAGCUUCCUCCGCCGCAGGAAGCGCUUCAAGCGCCCCCCGCCGCCGCCCGCCCCGGCCCCGGCCCCGGCCCGGCCGCCGCCGCCCCUGCUCUGCCCGCCCUGCGCCCUGCUGCCCCGCGAGCCGCUGCGCUACGUGCCGCCCGAGGCCGGGCUCCCGCUGCACCCCGCCUGCCCCCUGCCGCGCCGGAGGGCGGCCGGCUGCGCCCUGCACCUGGGGGUGCUGCUGCUGCGGGAGCAGGAGGCGGCCGGGGCGCAGCAGGCGGCCGCCGCCCCAGGCCGCGGCUGCUCCUUCAGCAUCGAGAGCAUCCUGAUGGGCAGCGAGCCGGCCCCCCGCCCGCUGCUGCCGCCGCCGCCGGCCGCCGCCUGGGCUUGCGGGCCCCAGCUCCUGCCCCGCGCCCCCUGCCUACUGCCCGCGGCGCUGCUCGGCGUGGCCUCGCCGCGGGACGCCGCCUGCUGCGCCCCGGGGGCCGGGAAGGGCGCCCGCCUCCUCCGGCCCAGCCCUGGUGCGGCGGCGGCGGCGGCAUUGCUGGGCUGCCAGCCCGGGCCGGGCCCUGCCAGGCUGCUGCCCCUUGGAGCGGCACCGGCCGCCUUCUAGCGCCCAAGGGGACCGGCGACCCCUGCCGGGGACGUUGCGCGGACACCCUGGUGGGUGGCGUUAGUGCCUCAAACAACUUCAUGCUUCGAUCGGGAACUGCCCGGCCCGGGCCCUGCCUCGCGUUUGCCGUCGGGGCGGGCGGCUUGUGCACUGCCCCCCACCGCCCCAUCCGUCUCUGGGUGGCGAUUGUCAUGGAGCGCCUGACUUUAUGCUGCGAGCUGAAACUGACCGACCCUGCUAAACUUGCAGCAGCUCCGGCUCUGGCGCGUGGCGAUCAUGCAGCAAAUAAUGCCCUCACGGACGUGUGUUGUCUGUAAAAUGUUUACAAAGCGAAAGACUUUAAAAGCGGGUUGUUUUUUUAAGGAACAGGUCACCGGGCACUACAGUGAGCGUUGCUGUUUUUCUCCCUGUGCAACGUCAAAAGCGCAUCCGGUCUGCAUUAUCUGAGUGAGAAAUGCACUAAGUGGGUAACUUGUGGGAUUCAAACAAAAACUUCAAACACAGGACAACUUCCACUAUAAUACGUUUCCUUUUCUCCUCCUUUGAACGACAAACUUUUCAAAAUGCCAAACGUACAAUACUUAUGUAUCCUGUGUUUCCUCUUGUAACGGGUUUGCAAUAUAAAUAGACAUUGCAGCUGAAUAUUUAUUGCCUGUGAUCUGUAUUUGCAGCUUCCGUGGGGAAAUGUUAACAUAAACUUGUGUUUAGCCUAAAUAAAAAACAAUAUAGUGCUUGUCUUUCCUUUUUCUGAAGUCAGUUACAGAGGAUAACACAAUUAAGCAUAUGCUCAUCAUAAUAUGUAUAAAAUCCAGCUGGCUAACUUUCCAAACGAAAGAGACCUUUUCGCUUUUAUGUUUUAAUGGGAGCAAAAGGGUCAUUUCGAAGGCCCUCUAUGGGGUGUAUUAGGGUAUUUACGAGUGUUUCGGAUGUUUAGAUUUAGGGUUUAUUUCUAUAUGUUAUUUGACGGCAUAUAAAAUCAGAGGUUUUUUUUGUUCAAGCCCUAGUAGAAGCUGAUUUAAAUUGAGAUCGGAACUGCCCAUAGCUUCACUAGGAGCAGAAUUGGACCCGUUCUUUGGGAUACCAGGUGUCACCUUCCUCCCCGCAAUGAGCAAUGAAAACAAGCUAGGAGAUGGAAAACAAAUGGCACUCGUUUCUCUGAUUCUUAG